AUGCUUAUAGCCCAAAGCCAUCAGAAGAGUUAUGCAGACCAAAGGCGGAAGCCUUUGGAGCUUGAAGAAGGAAAACAUGUCUUUCUAAAGGUAACACCAACCACUGGAGUGGGAAGAGCUAUUAAGACUAAGAAACUAAAUCCCCUUUAUAUUAGACCAUUUGAGAUCCUGAAGAUAAUUGGGCCAGUUGCUUAUAGAAUUGGUUUACCGCCGUAUCUUUCGAAUUUGCACGAUGUGUUUCAUGUGUCACAGCUUUGGAAGUAUACUCCUGACGUAAGUCAUGUUCUAGAACUGGAACCAAUCCAAAUAAGAGAAGAUCUAACACUUUCAGUAAUUCCAGUGAGGAUUGAUGAUACUAGUAUUAAACGAUUACGCGGGAAGGAAAUAUCAUUAGUAAAAGUAGCCUGGAGUCGAGCUGGUAUUGAGGAACAUACUUGGAAACUCGAAUCGGAUAUGCAGAAGGACUACCCACAUCUCUUUUCAGGUAACUGA
This is a messenger RNA of Arachis stenosperma, 492 nucleotides long. RefSeq lists its product as uncharacterized. The coding region runs from base 1 to 492 and encodes 163 amino acids. The transcript has a single exon. The record is from RefSeq and is a predicted model, not a curated record. Lineage: Eukaryota; Viridiplantae; Streptophyta; Magnoliopsida; Fabales; Fabaceae.